Molecule: messenger RNA, 2585 nt
Organism: Falco peregrinus (peregrine falcon)
Lineage: Eukaryota; Metazoa; Chordata; Aves; Falconiformes; Falconidae
Gene: MAP2K5
Product: mitogen-activated protein kinase kinase 5
Exons: 18
Coding region: 121-1233 (370 amino acids)
Biological process (GO): protein phosphorylation
Molecular function (GO): protein binding; ATP binding; protein kinase activity
Source: RefSeq, a predicted model, not a curated record
UCCGGGGCAGCGAGUCCUUCCUGCGGGCGAGGCGGGGCGGUGCAGCCUCGGCCCGGCCCGGUUCGGCUCGGCUCGGCAGCCCCGCGGCCCGCCGCAGCAUGUGAGCCCGGCGGGGCGGGGAUGCUCUGGCUGCUCUGCGGCCCCUCCCGCGCCAUGGAGAGCCAGGCGCUGGUCAUCCGCAUCAAGAUCCCCGACGGCGGGGCCGUGGACUGGACCGUGCACUCCGCGCCUCAGCUGCUCUUCAGGGACGUGCUGGAUGUCAUCGGUCAAGUUUUGCCAGAUGCAACGACAACAGCAUUUGAGUAUGAAGAUGAGGAUGGUGAUCGGAUUACAGUCAGAAGCGAUGAAGAAAUGAAAGCCAUGCUAUCCUAUUAUUACUCCACUGUAAUGGAACAGCAAGUAAAUGGACAGUUAAUAGAGCCUCUCCAGAUAUAUCCAAGAGCCUGCAAGCCUCCUGGGAAACGGAACAUACAUGGCCUGAAGGUAAAUACAAGAGCAGGGUGUGCUAAUAAUAGCAGUUCGGCAGUCUCGGAUUCCCUUCCAAGCAAUAGCUUAAAAAAGUCUUCUGCAGAGCUGAAGAAAAUACUUGCAAAUGGCCAGAUGAAUGAACAAGACAUACGGUAUCGAGACAUCCUCGGUCAUGGCAAUGGAGGCACAGUCUACAAGGCAUACCAUGUCCCUAGUGGAAAAAUACUAGCAGUAAAGGUCAUACCAUUAGAUAUAACACUGGAACUCCAGAAGCAGAUAAUGUCAGAAUUAGAAAUUCUUUAUAAGUGUGACUCAUCAUAUAUCAUAGGAUUUUAUGGUGCUUUUUUUGUAGAAAACAGAAUUUCAUUGUGUACAGAGUUCAUGGAUGGGGGUUCUUUGGAUGUUUAUAGAAAAAUUCCAGAACAUGUACUCGGAAGAAUAGCAGUAGCUGUUGUGAAAGGCCUUACCUAUUUAUGGAGUCUAAAGAUUUUACACAGAGAUGUGAAGCCGUCUAAUAUGUUGGUGAACACGCGAGGCCAGGUGAAGCUGUGUGACUUUGGGGUUAGCACACAGCUGGUGAAUUCUAUAGCCAAGACGUAUGUUGGAACAAAUGCUUAUAUGGCGCCUGAGCGGAUUUCAGGAGAACAGUAUGGAAUUCAUUCGGACGUUUGGAGUCUAGGGAUUUCCUUCAUGGAGCUUGCUCUUGGGAGGUUUCCAUAUCCUCAGGGUUUUCAGUUGUGUUAUUGCUACCAUUUUACUAUUUGAAAUUCUUCAUGGGAAGUACAAAAACGUGACAGUGGCCAUCUCCUCCCUGAUCCCCGCGUUUCUGAGCAUCGCGUGGGGUAGCAACGCACCAAAUGCUCGAGCUUUGGAGCUGCACUUGGAUCCCUCGAGACCAACCUGCCUCCUAAACUUCUUACCUCCCAGCGGUGCACGAAAACCAGACGGUUAGGGGAGGAAGAAAAGGAGCGCGGGUGAACAGGAAGAUAAAACGUUUUAUGUUGAGUACUUUUAAAACUGUUCUUAAUGUGCUAUAAAACUGGAUGCUUCACUUUUUCAUGAACUGUGUGCAAAAGGAGAAGCACUGACUGUAAAGUUGUCGUCAGUUAGGUUUGGUUUAUAGUUGCAGAGGCUGCCCAAUAAUGUCAUCUUGGAAAAGGUAAACAACAUAGUUUUAACAGUGAAAAAUAUGCCUAAUAUAAAUACAGCUAAGUUCAUUGCUGUUCAGAACUUGAAAAAUAUGACUGUAACAUUGCAUUUUCUAGUGGAGUUAACAGAGGAGCACAGUGCAGCCUUACAAGCAAUAUAUCUGAGACAGAGAAAAUAGGUAAUACAUCUAACUGGGGAGUCUCUGUGGCAUUCGCAUAGAGGAAAGCACAGUAGCUUUAUUUAAUUGAGAAAAUGAAUCAAUUACAAUGAUGUUGCAUCAUCAAAUGCAAGUGAAAUAGCAAAUAUGUCAUUACAUCGGGUAACAGUGUUAAAAAGUAAUUGAGUGUCUUAAGCAUUUUGAAUCAAUUCCAGGUACUGGCACAGCUACCUUAAUGCAAAAUUUAUGAAGAUGAUCUCAAAAUAAUAUGUUGCCAUCAAAAUGGUGUAAUAAAACCCAGUAACAACGUGUGUGUGAGCAAGCACACGACUCUCCCUCUCGCAGAAGCUGGGCCUGCCGCUCCAGCAGAGAGUUGCAGUGUCACAGGAACAAUUCUGUAAUACUUUGAUUUAUGUUGCUUUGUCAUUAGAAGCACUGAACGCUUUUAUUAGAGAUAAUAUUUUAAAUCUUGUUCCAAAAUUGGAUGUAAUCAUAUCUGUGUUGAGGCUACUACAUAUGAUUCCACCUCUAUUCCUUUUCAUGACAAGACCUAUUUUUCCAGCAAGGAAAUGUGACUGAUACUGUGUCGCCUGUUCAUGUGCGCUAAUCUAAAGAAGCUCCAAAUCAUCCCUAUUGAAUAAGCUGAGUCUAUUUUAUCAUUUAGCAUCUGGAAGUGAAGUAUGGGGAGAAAGGGGGGAAGUCUUUUUAUAUCCACAGAAUAUUGUGCUUACUAGCAAUAAUGCAAAACAGCAAAUUUAUUCUGUUGAGUUGUAGUAGAUUGACAUUGACCAUUAAAAAAUAUAAUGGGCUA